AUGUGGUGGAGGAGGUGUGGUGCGGUGAGGCAGAGGAGGUGCGGUGUGUGGAGGAGGUGCGGUGUGUGGAGGAGGUGUGGUGGUGGAGGAGGUGUGGUGUGUGGAGGAGGUGAUGUGGUGGAGGAGGUGCGGUGUGUGGAGGAGGUGCGGUGUGUGGAGGAGGUGUGGUGUGUGGAGGAGGUGUGGUGUGUGGAGGAGGUGCGGUGUGUGGAGGAGGUGCGAGGAGGUGCGGUGAGGCAGAGGAGGUGUGGUGGUGGAGGAGGUGUGGUGUGUGGAGGAGGUGUGGUGUGUGGAGGAGGAGGUGUGGUGUGUGGAGGAGGUGUGGUGUGUGGAGGAGGUGAUGUGGUGGAGGAGGUGUGGUGUGUGGAGGAGGUGAUGUGGUGGAGGAGGUGCGGUGUGUGGAGGAGGUGUGGUGGUGGAGGAGGUGAUGUGGUGGAGGAGGUGUGGUGUGUGGAGGAGGUGUGGUGGUGGAGGAGGUGUGGUGUGUGGAGGAGGUGCGGAGGUGCGGUGUGUGGAGGAGGUGAUGUGGUGGAGGAGGUGUGGUGUGUGGAGGAGGUGUGGUGUGUGGAGGAGGUGUGGUGUGUGGAGGAGGUGAUGUGGUGGAGGAGGUGUGGUGUGUGGAGGAGGUGCACCUGUCUGAGGAGGCGCUCCCGCUCCUCCUGA
This is a messenger RNA of Knipowitschia caucasica, 663 nucleotides long. The record is from the annotation of a GenBank genome assembly. Lineage: Eukaryota; Metazoa; Chordata; Actinopteri; Gobiiformes; Gobiidae.